AUGUCACGCCAGAAGUACCACCGCGGCUACGAGCCCAUUUUCGACUCGGGCUUUACCUCCAUCUUCAGCCGCUUCCCACAAUCCCUGGCCAGCCAGUUCGACGACCUCACCCACCUCGAAGUUGACACUCUCGACCCUGAAGAUGGCGGCACCAAACCCUUCGUCUACCUCCGCUGCCCGGGCCACAACAACGGCUGCGCCUCCUGCGGCUACCACGCCUGCCACAUCGACUCUCUCAUCGUCGCCAUCUCCGGCACCGCCCGCCUCACUGCUGCCGGUAACACUGAGUCCGGGUACGGCGUCUACUUUGGCCACCAGAACCCCCACAACAUCCAACGCCACGUCGACGAGGAGGACGGCGUUAGGCCGAGCGCCCAGCGCGAGGCUAUCCGGGCGGCCAUCGCGGGCCUCGAUGCCGUGAUGCCCUUUUGCGGGGGCGGCGGCCAGUGGGACUGCUCUGGCCACCCCGACGAGCCGCCGUGCAUGGUCAAGCAUGUCAUCUUAAAGUCCGACUCGGCGUACCUCGUGGAGACCGUGGGCGGCGGACAGAAUGGGGAGGAGCCGCACAUGCGCAAGUGGCUGAAGAACGGAUUCAAGACUGCGUCGAAGCAGCCUGUCAAGAACAAGGACCUGUGGGACGUUUUGGUGGCAAAGUUGACGGGAUUGUUUGACUGGGGCGUUGCUGUUGAGUUUUGGCUUGUUUCGCGUGAGGAGAACGAGAAGGCGGCUGCGUUGGCGAGUGCUGGAUGUGCGUAG
Messenger RNA from Colletotrichum chrysophilum, 756 nucleotides. RefSeq lists its product as uncharacterized. Lineage: Eukaryota; Fungi; Ascomycota; Sordariomycetes; Glomerellales; Glomerellaceae. The record is from RefSeq and is a predicted model, not a curated record. Gene Ontology annotation, molecular function: nucleic acid binding; RNA-DNA hybrid ribonuclease activity. The coding region runs from base 1 to 756 and encodes 251 amino acids. The transcript is spliced from 2 exons.